AUGGGCGCCAUGUUUGGCGCCCUCACCACCUUCUCCAGCGAGGCGGGCAUCAUCCAGCGGGAGCGCUCCUCCAAGUCGUACCACGUCCUCCCCUACUACCUGGCGCGCUUCAUAUGCGACAUGCCGCUGCGCGUGGGCCAGGGUCUGCUGUUUGGCUCGAUACUGUACUGGAUUGUGGGGCUGAACCCCAGCGCCAAGGCCUUCUUCAUCUUCUGCGCCCUGACCAUCUGCGAGGGCCUGGCGGCACAGGGCCUGGGCGUUGCCAUCAGCGCGGCGGCGAAGAACGAGAAGGUGGCCAUCGCGCUUGCGCCCAUGAUCACCGUCAUACUGAUGCUGUUUGGCGGCUUCUACGUCAACACGCAGACCAUCCCGCCCGUGCUGAGCUGGAUCCGCUACAUUUCGCACCUGUACUGGGCCUUCAUGGGCUUUGCCAUCAACGACUUUGCGGGGCGCACCGGGUGGGAGACCAACGGCAUCCCCAUCACCGGCGACCAGAUCCUGACGCAGCUGGACUUUGACGGCAACCACCUGUGGCAGGCCUUCAUGGGCCUGCUGCUCCUCGUGUUCGGCUUCAACGUGCUGGGCUACCUGCUGCUGCGCUUCACCAAGCCCCGCUACCUGCCCCUGGCCAACUCGCCCGCCAAGAAGGUGGCCUGA
Chlorella variabilis is the source of this 657-nucleotide messenger RNA. RefSeq lists its product as hypothetical. The transcript has 5 exons. Bases 1 to 657 code for a protein of 218 amino acids. Gene Ontology annotation, cellular component: membrane. Gene Ontology annotation, molecular function: ABC-type transporter activity. The record is from RefSeq and is a predicted model, not a curated record. NCBI's taxonomy places the organism in Eukaryota, Viridiplantae, Chlorophyta, Trebouxiophyceae, Chlorellales, Chlorellaceae.